Messenger RNA from Folsomia candida, 1357 nucleotides. Its product is annotated as cyanophycinase. Bases 52 to 1296 code for a protein of 414 amino acids. The transcript has 5 exons. NCBI's taxonomy places the organism in Eukaryota, Metazoa, Arthropoda, Collembola, Entomobryomorpha, Isotomidae. The record is from RefSeq and is a predicted model, not a curated record.
AUUUAUUUUUAACUCGUAUUAUGCCCAGUCGUGUUUCCACUACAGCUUUGUAUGCAUAAAAUGAAUAGCAACGCCUUGUUUGUGGUGUUGGUGGUGGCCGUUGGAGUGGGUGCGGUUGCUCUCCCCCACAGCCGACAAUCUUCCCCGGGAAAGGUUUUUCUCUUUGGAGGAGCCACGGAGGAUACAUCCGCCAACAUAUACGACGCCUUGAGGAACGCCACGGGCAAACCGUCCCCCAAUAUCGUGGUCGCCAUCACCGCAGCCAGCUCCUUAGCCAUCGGGUUGGAGGCAUACUACAUUGACGACCCAGGGUCUUGGAGCUAUGAGCGUCUCUUCACCUUCUAUGGCUUCCAACCGUCAGUGCUCCAACUGGCGAGAGACAAUUGGGAGGAGGGUGCCUCUAAUUCGACGUCCUUAGGCCAGGCCAACAUUCGACUGGUCGAGGCGGCUGAUGUCAUCUUUUUCAACGGAGGGGACCAGUCUCGUCAUUCUCGCUCUUGGUUCAACACAGAUGGAUCGGAUUCAGAUAUUUUGGGAGUGGUGAGGAGACGUUUUUUGGACGGGGCCAUCGUUGCCGGAACGUCAGCGGGGGCAGCCAUAAUGAGCAAGCGGACGUAUGGGGAAGGCUACUCCUAUGGCUACUUCUACUUCAAUGCCGACCUCAAGGAGUGCGACAUUGGAGAAACGCUGCAAGAUGACAGAGAUGGAACCAAUUCCUUCCGUUACAGCGAUAACGGUGGACACAUGCAAGGUUUUGGCUUUGUCCAGGAGGCUCUGGUGGACACUCAUGUUGACGCUCGCGGCCGCUUUGGACGACUCCCUGCAGCAAUGCGGUCAACUCUGACGCCGUAUGGCAUUGGUGUUGGCGAGGACACAGCGCUGUACAUAAAUGGCGAGGAGGCCGUGGUGCUGGGUAAUGAUGGAGUGUGGUGGGUGGACAGCUCAGAGGCGCAGUUCGGCAUAGGACCAUAUUUUACAGUGACGGGUCUUCUCGUAUCAUAUUUGACGGAGGGAGACAGACUCAAUUUGGCAACGAAAGAGGUAAUUUCUACGAAACCACUCAUCACAACGAACGAGGGUGUUGCAUACGACAGCAGGGACGUGUUUACUGGACGAGAGGGGAUCCGUUCCAUUACGACUCUGGUCACCUCCAACUCGACGAGGUCCACGGGACGUUCCAAAGAACGCAACCCCACCGCCAACGUCGUUUUUCAUCGUGGUCAGGGCGAGUUGGCGUACACAAUGGACGGGAAAUUUACAGUGGACAAGCUCCAUAUGGAUAUUUACUCAAUUUAGAUUACAUUAUGCCUGGAAAUUCAUGGCACACAAAAUAAAUUAACAUAUUUAGUAGGCAGAA